This is a messenger RNA of Nilaparvata lugens (brown planthopper), 1407 nucleotides long. Its product is annotated as tax1-binding protein 3 homolog. Gene Ontology annotation, molecular function: protein binding. Gene Ontology annotation, cellular component: adherens junction; postsynaptic membrane; postsynaptic density. Gene Ontology annotation, biological process: neurotransmitter receptor transport, endosome to postsynaptic membrane; neurotransmitter receptor transport postsynaptic membrane to endosome. The coding region runs from base 398 to 772 and encodes 124 amino acids. The transcript is spliced from 4 exons. The record is from RefSeq and is a predicted model, not a curated record. Lineage: Eukaryota; Metazoa; Arthropoda; Insecta; Hemiptera; Delphacidae.
UAAGAGGAAUUGAAACUGUCUCUUUUUGAGUGUUUAUGUUUUUGAUUUUAACUCUCCAACUAUCCAUAUCCAAUCCCAUCCAAUUUGGAACUGCAAGUCUGCAACCACACCUCAAAGUCAAAAUUAUUCAUACCAGAUACUACUAUCCAGUAUUAUUUAUUUGCAGUAAUUAACGUAUCUCAUUUAAUUUAUUUUUACAAAUUGGAAACUUACUUUAAUUUUGUAUAAACAAACAAUUACGCUAAUUUAGUAUAAGGUAUUCUAAACGAUAUCCGAGUUACGGUGUUGGAUUUUUGACCAGUGGUACCUAUUGACAACGCUGCAACAGCAUUUUAAAAUAUCUAAAUUUCUUUAAGAAUCUUUCAACUUGGGAUAAUAAGUCAACAAAAAAAUCAUCAUGUGUGCAAAAAUGGCAUUUCAACACCAGGCAGGGACUGCCAUGGAGUGUCUCAGUAUACCGAUAACAUUAAAAAAAGAACCAGGAGUUGAUCCAGAAGGACGAGAAGUACUCAAGUGUGGAUUCAAAAUCGGUGGCGGCAUUGAUCAGGAUUAUAAAAAGAGUCCACAAGGGUAUACAGAUAAUGGGAUAUACGUAACAGAAGUUCACGACGGGAGUCCAGCAUCAAAAUCGGGAUUGAGAAUGCACGAUAAAAUUUUACAGUGCAAUGGAUAUGAUUUCACAAUGGUCACCCAUAAAAAAGCCGUCGACUACAUAAAGAAGCAUCCUGUUCUAAAUCUUCUUGUGGCGAGGAAAGGUGUUACGUCUACAUAAUGAAUCCCAUGGCAAAGAUUCAAAAACAUUCAUUCAAAUGGUACCUGCUUUAUCUGUUCUCUUAUUUGUAUGCACUGAUUAUCAUUGACUAUGUCCAUGUUUGUAAUUUAUAUGUAUAGUCGUCACACGCAUCAUUUUGUGUAAACAAUAUUGUUUUGGUUGAAUUUUUACAAUUAGAAAAGUUAAUUGAUAGAUCUUUGAUAAGAAUGUGCCAGGCCAUCAAUGUGAUGCAUUAUUUAUUCACAUAAUCAUAGGGUUCUCGACGGUACUGGGAUUGGCCCACUAUAAUAUUUAAAAUCAAUGUGCAUGUUUUUCAAGUACAGUAUUUAUCAAUAUCAAACAUUCUAUGUAGUCUUAUCAUUCCUUUACUUUAAGCUUUUAAUUAGGUGUGUUUUUUAUCAAUUUACUACCGUAAUCACAGAAGGAUUAUUUUAUUUCUUCUGUAGAUCAAACGGUAUUACAUGAGUGUAUUGUUAAACAUGUUUAGUGUAUAUAAAACAAUUAUGCAAAAGUUGUGCAUGAUAGAAAUGUACCAAAGGGAAAUUGUUUGAAAGUUAUGUUUCAUAUGUUUAUUAUGUUGAAGAAAUACAUUAGAUAGGUAUAAUCUGUCAAAUAAAGUUGCGUAUGAAUUAUAA